CCAAUAUGAGUGCUCAUAUGCUAUCAACAUGAAGGCAACGCCACAGUGGCACAGGCGAUGAUGCGGGACACAAGCGGCAAAUGUAUGAGUAUGCGCCGCUACUUUUUAUUCGGACGACAUUGUGGGCUUGUGUCGACGCCUUCGAUGAAGCAACCUAUCAUCUCCUAACACGCCCACGUCCACACCCACCCAAUCUACUCAUACGAGACGGCUUGCCUUUACGGGCCCUGCAACCGGCGUGGGAAAAAAAAACCCCCCCGCAAAAAAUCAGCCCGGACGGCGAGGAUCCACGCAACUGCAACUCCCAAGCGGCACUUCUCGACUCCAGAGACCAGCAACCCCCCCCCACACGACAGGCCAGACAAACAGCUGACCGCUCGCAGCUUAUCUCCCGAUCCGCGCGAGGGGGCCGCCGCCGAUACCAGACAUCCUUCCCAGCUCAUCUCCGGCCACGCCCGCUUUGUUAUGGAGGCUGACAUCAGAGCCGCCAUCCCGGACAUCGACCCGGUUGUUUCCGAGUAUUCUGUGGGCUAUCUCAGACAUGCAUCGACCGCCUGGGUUGGCGACGAGGAGGAAUCUCCCGAUCUGUCGCCCCUGGCCGAGGCCGCCGCCGCUAUCACCGAGCUCCUGCUCUCCGCCUCCGGCGACGUCACCGGCUCCAACCAGGACAAGAUUCGCGCCCUCGUCUCCAAGUGGGUCGACAAGUAUGAGGAGGUCAACAGCAGCAACGGCGAGAGGCGCGGCCCGUCUGCCGUGAAGCGGCUCGACCAAGCCAUUCAGGUCGGCGCUCAGCGGAAUAUGUCCUCCACCUUGGCUGUGGCUACCGGGACUGUCGACCUCGAGUCCGCAAACGCCCGCAAGGUCGAGUCCAAGGUCGACCGGAAGAAGCUUGAGAAGGCGGAGCGCAAGAUCGCCGCCAAGCAGAACAAGAAGCAGUUCAAGACGGUCGAGUAUGAAGCGUCCCGGCUGCUCAACCAAUCCGAUAGCGCCCAGAGCUACGAGGAGUUUUACAUGGCUGUCAAUCCUCUCCAGCUUGGUUCAAGCGGUGGCACCAACAAGACCAAGGAUAUCAAGAUCGAGAACGUCGACGUCGGCAUUGGUGGCACGCGGAUCCUUACCGAUACAGACUUGACUCUCGCCUACGGACACCGCUAUGGCUUGGUCGGCCACAAUGGUGUCGGUAAAUCCACGCUGCUCCGGGCGCUGUCCAGGCGAGAGCUCCCCGUCCCGACACAUAUCUCCAUUCUCCACGUCGAGCAAGAGAUCACCGGCGAUGACACGUCCGCCUUGCAGGCCGUCUUGGACGCCGACGUUUGGCGUAAAGUGUUGCUCAAGGAGCAAGCAGAAACCGGCGCACGCCUUGCCGAGAUCGAAUCACAGCGGUCAUCUAUGGCGGAUACCUCUGCCGAUGCUGCUAAGCUAGAUCAUGACCGGGAGACACUCGAUCAGAAGCUUGGAGAAAUCCAGGCUAAAUUGGCCGAGAUGGAGUCGGACAAGGCCGAGUCUAGAGCUGCCAGUAUUCUGGCUGGACUGGGCUUCUCGCCGGAACGUCAACAAUUCGCCACCAAAACAUUCUCUGGUGGUUGGCGCAUGCGUCUGGCCCUCGCCAGAGCCCUUUUCUGCGAGCCUGACCUUCUGCUCCUCGACGAACCGUCCAAUAUGUUGGACGUUCCGUCGAUUACCUUCCUUUCCAACUACCUCCUAACGUACCCUAGCACCGUCCUAGUAGUCAGCCAUGACAGGGCGUUCCUGAAUGAGGUUGCGACGGAUAUCAUACACCAGCAUUCGCAGCGACUCGAUUACUACAGAGGCGCGAACUUCGAGUCCUUCUAUGCUACUAGGGAAGAACGCAAGAAGGCUGCGAAGCGAGAAUACGAAAACAACGCGGCACAGCGCGCUCAUCUACAGGCGUUUAUCGACAAGUUCCGCUACAACGCCGGCAAGGCUGCCGAAGCGCAGUCGCGCAUCAAGAAGUUGGAGCGUAUGCCGGUGCUGGAACCGCCAGAGUCGGAAUACAGCGUCAAGUUUCGGUUUCCCGAGGUGGAGAAGCUCUCGCCGCCUAUCGUGCAGAUGACGGGCGUCACGUUCGGGUACACGAGCGACAACAUACUCCUCAAGGACAUCGAUCUCGACGUGCAGCUGGACUCGCGGAUCGGCAUCGUCGGCCCCAACGGCGCGGGCAAGACCACGAUCCUGAAGCUGCUCAUCGGCAAGCUCUCGCCGACAAAAGGGGUGAUAUCGCAGCACUCGCGGCUGCGGGUGGGGUUCUUCGCGCAGCACCACGUGGACGCGCUGGACCUGACGGUGAGCGCGGUCAGCUUCAUGGCGAAGACGUACCCGGGGCGGACGGACGAGGAGUACCGGCGGCAGCUGGGGGCGUUCGGCAUCACGGGCACGACGGGGCUGCAGAAGAUGGAGGUGCUGUCGGGGGGGCAGAAGUCGCGGGUGGCGUUCGCGUGCCUGGCGCUGACGCAGCCGCACAUCCUGGUGCUGGACGAGCCGUCGAACCACCUGGACAUCGAGGCGAUGGACGCGCUGUCGGAGGCGCUGCGCGAGUUCCAGGGCGGCGUGCUGAUGGUGUCGCACGACGUGACGAUGCUGCAGACGGUGUGCAGCAGCCUGUGGGUGUGCGAGGGCGGCACCGUGUGGAAGUUCCCCGGCGACGUCCAGCAGUACAAGAAGCGGAUCGCGGCCCAGGCCGACGCCGCCGGCGUCGUCAAGGCGCAUUAGAGCGCGGGGUGGGUGACGGGGGA
Messenger RNA from Durotheca rogersii, 2753 nucleotides. RefSeq names its product P-loop containing nucleoside triphosphate hydrolase protein. The record is from RefSeq and is a predicted model, not a curated record. Lineage: Eukaryota; Fungi; Ascomycota; Sordariomycetes; Xylariales; Xylariaceae. The transcript is spliced from 3 exons. Bases 466 to 2730 code for a protein of 754 amino acids. Gene Ontology annotation, molecular function: ATP binding; ATP hydrolysis activity.